GACCACAACUUCCCUUCAUGGCAGUGAGGUAUGCGCUCGUCGAGUGUUCACCAGAAAGUGUAAAGUACUGAAAGCAACCCCCCAGGUGGUGUUGGCUGUUUGCUGCUGAAGGAGUCGAGGUGCCUGUCGAGCCUGCGUUACCAUGUCUGUGUGGGGCAGGAGCCCGCUGCUGGUGGCCAUUCCUCUCUGCAUGUGUUUUGGGAGAGCUGCUGCUAUCACAGAACCUGAAAUCUGCUACAUUCUGGAUGGAAUCCUGUUUUUGUACGGCGUCAUCCUGACAGGUCUCUACUGCCGGAUCAAGAUCUACAACGCUAGGGCGGAUGCAGGACACCAAAAGCAGAACCCUGAAGACAGAGUGUACAUGGGCCUCACCCCCCGCGCCCAGGACACGUACGAAACCAUCGGCGGAAAGAAGUGACGCGACGCCUGAAAGCGCAGGACACGUUUUAAUGGAUGCCUUCUUUUUCUAUAGUUAAACAUUGCUAAUCUUGACCCGCUUGAAUCUAGAGGGAAUGUGAGAGAGGGAAGUAGAUCUGAAAGCGACUCUCAGAAAUGCCUACACUUGCCAUGUAAGAUAUUCCCACGGCUCUAGUAUUUAAUUUUAACGCAGAUUUUAUAUUUCUUUUCAGACAUUGUGUUACGUAAUAGUAUAUGAUCGCUCGCGUGGUGUGUGUAUUAGCUUGUGAGCGGGGCACGAGGGGCCUGUGCGGUGAGGAGCCAGCUGACUUCCUGUUCAGGCCGAGCGCACGCGACGCGCUCUCGCGCCGAAGGGGGACGGGUCGAGGGGCAGUGCGGUCGACGUUACGUCGACGUGCUCGCUGCUCCACGGACACUGGUGGAGGGACGGCGUGGGUCAUGUUUGUGCUUUACGGCGUGGUCUGGGGUCUCAGAGCAGAGAGGAACAAAACGUAUAGGAUGAAUGGUUUCAUAUGUGAACUGCCGCCCUUCUGUAACUAACAAUAUUGUAACAGAUGUAUUAAAUGUACUUUGCUUAUUAAAUAACCCGUCUGUUCGUGUAGUGGUACAUCAGGA
Betta splendens (Siamese fighting fish) is the source of this 1032-nucleotide messenger RNA. RefSeq names its product Fc epsilon receptor IgFc epsilon receptor Ig (gene fcer1g). Bases 143 to 418 code for a protein of 91 amino acids. Gene Ontology annotation, molecular function: IgE receptor activity. The record is from RefSeq and is a predicted model, not a curated record. Gene Ontology annotation, biological process: cell surface receptor signaling pathway. The transcript has 5 exons. Lineage: Eukaryota; Metazoa; Chordata; Actinopteri; Anabantiformes; Osphronemidae. Gene Ontology annotation, cellular component: Fc-epsilon receptor I complex.